Knipowitschia caucasica is the source of this 2064-nucleotide messenger RNA. The record is from the annotation of a GenBank genome assembly. Lineage: Eukaryota; Metazoa; Chordata; Actinopteri; Gobiiformes; Gobiidae.
AUGGACGACCCUACUGUUGUUUACUCGGUGCUCAGUGAAAACCAUCCAGCCGCGAACGGAGUCAUCCACAUCAUCGACGGGGUCAUGAUCAGCUCAAUGAACAGACCCGUUCGCAAUGAAAAGUUUUCCGCUCUGACGAUCGGUGAGAUUCUGAGGAAAGACGACCAGUUUAACCGCUUCCUGUCUCUGGUGGAUAACUGCGGUGCUCCCCUUCCACUCAGAGGAUUGGGGCCUUUAACCGUGUUUGUUCCGACCAAUCAGGCAAUAGACGCGGCCCGAGAUGGCAGCAUUCUCUACAUGCUCAACAAUGCCAAACACAAGUUGCAGGAGCUGCUCAAGUAUCACAUGAUUUCACAAGCCUCGUUGACGUCAGAUGACUUGGCUGUUGUCCCACGGAUCCAUACUAUGGCCAAUCAGGUCGUCCGUGUCUCUGUGACUAACAACGGCCAGUUGGUGCUCGGGGAUAAGGGCAUCCACAUUGUCAGCUCCAACAUCAUGGCCUCUAAUGGGAUCAUCCAUAUGAUUGACGGACUGUUGAUUCCUCCAACGAUCGUCCCCAUAAUGCCCCACCGUUGCGAUAUUGUUGAGAACAAGAUCACUGUGGGCCCAUGUACUCGCUGCAGUUACCUGUUUGAGACCAGCUGUCCUGUGGGAAGUGUAGAGAUGGAGAACCACUUGACUGGAUGCGAGUAUAUGAUCUUCUCCCCCUUUCAAGCCAUGCCAGGCAAAGGCUGCGCCAAAUACUGCAACACAACAAAAACGGUGGCAGAGUGCUGUAAAGGAUUCUAUGGGCCAGACUGCAAGCCCUGCAUUGGAGGCUUUGAAAAUCCAUGCUUUGGCAAGGGAACGUGCUCUGAUGGCAUGAAGGGGGAUGGAUCGUGCUCCUGUCGGCUGGGCUUUGAGGGCGUGGCCUGUCACAUCUGUUCAGACCACCGCAAACACGGAGAGAACUGCGAUGAAGAAUGCCGGUGUGUCCAUGGCGUAUGUGAUAAUCGUCCUGGCAGUCGGGGGCGCUGUCGUUCCGCCUCGUGUUCGGAAGGAUUCUCCGGAGAUUUCUGUGACAAACAAGAGAUGGCGUGUAACUCAGACGGGCUGAUGGAGCACUGCCACAUCCACGCGGUGUGCAGCUACAGCGGCGUCGACACUGUUUGUACCUGUCGAGAUGGAUAUGAAGGAGACGGUCACUCGUGUUCUCCCAUCAACCCCUGCGUCAAGAGCAGCCGCGGCGACUGUGACGUAAACGCUGAGUGUGUCUACAAUAGCCCGGGUAAUUCCUCUUGCGUCUGUGCUAAAGGAUGGAGCGGCGAUGGAAAAGUCUGUGUGGAGAUCAACCUCUGUCAAAGUGAAUCCAGAGGAGGCUGCAGCCCCUACGCCACCUGCACCCACGUCGGCCCCGCUCAGGCUGAGUGUGUGUGCAAAAGAGGCUACUCUGGAAAUGGAAAAGUGUGCAAUCUCCUUAACCCCUGCAGGGAGAACAACGGAGGAUGUCAUGAGCUGGCGACUUGUAAACAACUCGAGGGCAGGGUCCCCUCCUGUAUUUGUCCGGAUGGUUACCAUGGCAACGGCACUACUUGCUACGGCACCGUCAUAGAGGAGUUGGAGAUGAUGCAGGGGAGAAUGUCUGAUCUCUACAGAAGUUUUGUAUGGACACGCAGAGAUAUUCCUGCAGAGUUCUAUGGGAACAUUACCGUGCUGGCUCCCUCUGUGCAAAAUCAGUUCAUGUUCUGGAACAAGCAGCGCAGUGCUCUUCACUUGCUGCGUGCUCACAUCUUGCUUGGCGUGUACUCUGUGGAGGACUUGGAUAAACUAGUGGGAUCCAAAGUGCCCACUCUGAAUCCUCAGACCCAAUGGAAAGUCAGCAGGAGCAGCACUGGGAUGAUCCAGAUUGGAAAUGCCACCAUAACUAUCCACAACCUUCCUGCCACCAAUGGGUACAUACACAUUAUUGACCAGGCUUUGACUCCUGCUUUGAACGAAAUCCCCCCAGACCCUCCUACGCUGAUGGAUUUUCUCAACAAAACCAGCAACUUCAGCCUCUUCAGAAACUAUGCAAUGAACGUGUAA